This is a messenger RNA of Asterias rubens (European starfish), 2563 nucleotides long. Its product is annotated as protein SPEC3-like. Bases 277 to 813 code for a protein of 178 amino acids. NCBI's taxonomy places the organism in Eukaryota, Metazoa, Echinodermata, Asteroidea, Forcipulatida, Asteriidae. The transcript has 3 exons. The record is from RefSeq and is a predicted model, not a curated record.
UCUCACAACCUGCCGAGUAUUUACACACGCGCGUUUCACAUACCUCAAUCUCAAUGCCACUCUACAAGUGCAACACCCAAACCACGCUUCGCUCCUCAGUUUUUCCUAACCAGCACUGCUACUACUGUAACAACCGAAAGCACUCGCUCUAUGCUCUUUUACAACACGUCGCCGUGAGAAAAUCUGGGAAUAUUUCCACCUGAUAAAUUGUUUGAAGAGAGAGAGAGAGAGAGAGAGAGUACUGUUAAAAAGGGAGUGCAUUUUGAAUUAAGAAUCAUGACGACGGUAGUUCAACAACCACAGCAAGGAGCGGUCACGACGGUCGUGGUGACUGAGAAGCAACCUAACGCAUGUCGGCAGGCUAUUCCCGCCCUGCAUAUUGCUGCAGCUGUGCCAUGCCUCAUCCUCAACAUUUUCCUUCCAGGAAUUGGAACGAUCGUUGCUGGUUUCUCUGUGUUUUGCUGCGGUAACCCAGGUCAAGAGGGUGCUGGUAAGGUGGGUACGUGUUGUCUGAACAUCUUUGUUGGACUUCUCCAAUUGCUGACCUGCUGGAUCUUCCUGAUCGGAUGGAUCUGGAGCAUCAUGUGGGGAAUUGCCUUCCUCGGUCUAUCUGCUGACUACCACUCGCCCCAACAGAAUACCACCAUCAUCACAUCAACCCCAGCAGCACAGCCAAUGGUUGUAACACAGUACCCUCAGUCAGGCAACCAGGGAGCACCACCACCAGGCUACACCCAACAACCCCAAGGCAUGCCAAUGGAGGAGAAGACGGUCACCCAGCCUGGUGAAGUACCGUACGAGAACGGGCAAUAGUCAAAAUCAGUCGAUUGCAAGCGCGGGAUUCAUGAUGAUGUUCUCUGACAUGAGAGUAAACUUUGGAGUUAAAAUCCGCCUUUUUUUAUUGGAGUAUGAUGGUUUUACAAGGCAGACCAUUGCCAUGUAACAGUAUGUUGAUGCACACUGGGGUAAGGGAAAUAAUUAUCAGACAUAACUAUAAUUAGCCUUUUGAGGUAUGGUGGCCACUAUUGCACUGUUGGUUUGGUUGUAUACAGACAAAUUUACCCUAACCAAAUAUUGUUAUAGUAAUGUGUCUAACAUAUCACACAAAGUUUUUUAACACACAAUCUACGGAUGGAUGAGACAACUGAAAUACCACAGAAUGGAAUGCAAAUUGAAAUGUUACCCUUUUACAAAAUAAAAUUAACCUAUCUGAUUUAUUCGUUCAAUUGGUUUCAGAAAAUGUCAUUAAUUCCAUUUUGUGAAUAAUUAGUAUCUUGAAGCACGCAAUUCGGGCUUAUAGCAUUUCUAUUGCAACUAGUCACAACAUAGUCUGUUUCCCUUUUAGUUCAUACAAAAGUAAUCAACGUUAUGUUAAUUGACAUCGGGAACUUGACAAAGAUGGCUGCCGCCCGGUAAACAAUAUCCUUGGAUAUUGCCAAAGAGAACAGCAAUGUACACCCACUAUUGGUUUCAACGUUUCUUGUUGUUUUUAAAGCAGGGUUUUCCCUUUUUAAAAUAGAUUUAUAAUUCAUAUCAAUUUUGAAUGCACUCGCUGUUGAUCUGCUAUUGUAUAAUGCCAUUUGUUUUAAUGCUUUUUAAGACCUUUCUUUCCUUUACUAAGUAUUAUAAGCGAACAAUGUGACCUUGCCUUACUAGUUCUAACGUGGGUUUGCUUUGGUGUAAUGUUGUACACUCGCACCAUAGUUAAACAAAUAUUUCAACGUAUUGGCAGUUCGAUGGUGUGGAAUACAAACAUAUCAACGUAUUGACAGUUCGAUGAGGAGGAUGUGCAAGAGUAAACAUGUUAAAUGUCGAACAGGCCUAUAUGCUCUAACAUCUGGAACUAACGAAUGGGUACAGACACAAUACAACAAUAAAAGUACAAUAUACAAAGUUGAUAUGAGGUCCUUUUAGAUUCUAAGUUUAAAAGGGGAAACAAAAAUAAGAAUGUAUUAUUAUGAGUGGUUGUGUAUUUUGAACAAUGUUUGUUUAACACGAUUGUAAAUACUUGAUUAUUACUAUAUGUAAAAUAUGACUGCCUUUGAAAAAUAACUAUUAUCCUUAGUGUAGAACUAAUUAUACACGCACAAUCCAGUAGCUGAUUCGAAAUGCACUUAAAAUAUGUUUUCGAUUUAAAGGUAGACUUUAAUAUAGCAGUUUUAACAAGAUGCAAGUGUCAUUGUUUUUGUAUGGGUGUCUGGACUGAACGGCAUCCCAAUCAAAACAAGGACAAAUUUUUUUCAACCCCCACAACCUCCAAUUUCGAAUACAAACAUCUAAAGUUGGUUCACCUCUUGUUAUUAAUAUCACCAUCCGUGGUUCCGUGCGAAGUUUUCUACUUAAUUCGUAUUAGGGCCUUGAUUCGCGUGGAUAAAGUCAACAUCUCCCUGCGCAAACGGUGAGCAUGUAUAAAUGGGCCUAUUGGAUCUAGCAGUCGCAAAGGUGUAAUGAGAAGAAAAAAGGGAAGGAGGAAUAAGGAUUUUGAAUUAUACGCAAACAACGGUAGCGAUGUAGAUUAACCUUUUAUACCUGCAACUGUGUAAACAAUGAGUUACUGUGUAAA